This is a messenger RNA of Soboliphyme baturini, 1233 nucleotides long. The record is from the annotation of a GenBank genome assembly. Lineage: Eukaryota; Metazoa; Nematoda; Enoplea; Dioctophymatida; Soboliphymatidae.
AUGGAGUUUCGAAGGCAACAGCACCGCUGCAUUGUCAAAGUGUUUCUGGCUGUUACGAUUUCGGUGUUGGUCAUCGUCAUAGUUGUUGUGACCAGUCUGCUACUCCAUCAACUGAGGACUCCAACCACCUCAAAUUCAACUCCUCAAGCAGAAGAUCAUGACCUACCGGAAGUAGCCGAAAUGCUACUUGGAAGCAUCGACAAUGAAUCACAGUUUCAGUGCAUAAACUUUUAUACAUAUGCUUGUGGAAAAUUCCUGGCAGCGGCUAAGGCUGGAGAAACCAAAGCCAGCAGCACCUUUGCAAUGCUAACGAAGGCCGUUAAUGAAAGGGUUAUCAAUGCGCUGAAUACUUUCGACGUUGGAAAUCCUCAGGCACUGGCUUCGCUGAAGGCAACCGUCCAGAUUUACAGGAGCUGUCUACAGACCAAUAAUAUUUCUUCAGACUUUGCGAAAAGCACCAUUAUGAAAAGAAUAAACACUCUAGGAGGAUGGCCGCUGAUGAAUAGCGAUUGGUCACCGCCUACUCCUCCGGAAACCAUAUACAGUAUGAUGGGAAAACUUGGUAAUCGCUACGGCGUGGCGUCGUUGUUCAACUGGACGGUGAACGUCGACUGGAAAAACGUCAGCCGAAAUGUUCUGUACCUGCAUCCUCCUCGCUUACCUCUUCAACAGAUUGCAGACAGCAGUUUGCAAACGUACAUGCUGCAACUAGCGAGGACUUUGGAUAAACACGUAGAUUGGAGGAACCACCAUCUUGAUCGUGACGUCAGAAGCUUCCUGAACAUUAUUAAGGAGAUGGCAGAACGGAUUGAAAACAGUUUUCAUGAAACAGCGAACUAUGACAAACUUUACAACGCAUUCAGUGUUGACGAAAUGAAAGCCCGAUGGCCAGCGAUUGGUUGGAAUGAUUUCAUCAGGGCGUUGUUUAACCUCUCGGACACGUAUGACCUUGGAGGCAUGAAAAUCAUCGUGACUUACCCGGAAACGAUUGAUGCACUUAAUACUUUCAUUGCGUAUUGGGAAGCGCACGACAAUCGAAGAUUUAACGUCAGCAUGGUUAAUUAUCUUGUGUUUCUCGCCAUUGAUAACCUCACGCCAUUUCUCACACCCAGCUUAUUGGGGCAUUCAGAAAUGGCCUGCUUAACCGACCUUAGAGAAGUGUUGGCUUUCACGAUCGGUCGCCUAUACGUUGGUCAUCAGUAUCCGCAACGGAACUUAAAGAUGGCACAGUAA